Metarhizium robertsii ARSEF 23 is the source of this 729-nucleotide messenger RNA. RefSeq lists its product as uncharacterized. NCBI's taxonomy places the organism in Eukaryota, Fungi, Ascomycota, Sordariomycetes, Hypocreales, Clavicipitaceae. The transcript has a single exon. The coding region runs from base 1 to 729 and encodes 242 amino acids. The record is from RefSeq and is a predicted model, not a curated record.
AUGUCUAAUGAAGUCUUCAAUCCCGCUCGACACAUUGACGCCAUCCUGCUUUCUUUUCACUACUGUGAUCAUUUGCAUGAGGCCACUCUCAGAGAGUUCCACGGAAACGUGCCCGUGAUUGCAACUCCCCAGGCAGCUCGAAUCAUCAGACCUUGGAACCACUUUUGUACCGUCGCCGUCAUCCAUGAUCUCAAGCCUGCAGCUACCUCGUGGCGCGUGUCAGAUUUGCAUCCCGGGCCAUGCCUCCCCCCGUGGCUCGCGGUGCUGCGCCUCCCAGGACACCGCGAGAUGAACUUCUCUACCGCUAUUAUCUGGACACACGUGGAAGACAACGGCACCGAGGUGCAUGAAACCAUCUUGACCUCGCCACACGGUACCUUAUUGGACCAAGGCCCUUUUCAGGCCUUCCUCAACUCAGAGCCAAAGACUCGCAAGCUCGCUAUGCUCCACGGCAACAAGGAGAGCCACAUCGGCGGCAAGCAAACCAGCUUCGGUGCCAAAGGCGGCCUGGGACUCUACCGAAAGCUCGGGGGACCAAAAUAUUGGGUUCUUUCUCAUGACCUGCCGCUGGCUUACGCGGGCAUCUUUAUGCGCCUGUCGCGCGCUGCAGAUACUCCACGGACGUUGGAAUGGGCACUAGAUCACGAGUUUCUAGAGCAGGGUUUGCAUAGGAAGCGACCUGACGUUUUUAAAAUGACAAACGGCGGUUGUUUAGUUUUGGAAGCGUAG